This is a messenger RNA of Rotaria sp. Silwood2, 1971 nucleotides long. The record is from the annotation of a GenBank genome assembly. NCBI's taxonomy places the organism in Eukaryota, Metazoa, Rotifera, Eurotatoria, Philodinida, Philodinidae.
AUGGGACAAAUUCUUAAUAAGAUUUUUACAUCAGCAGACGACAAUUUAGAAACAUUUUCUCUUCUUUGGCUCGAUGGUUUAGUUAACCAAACAGAAGAGAAUCGUCAAGCUCAAGAAGAGCUUCGAGCAACAAUCAAUCAACUAAAAGCAUUUGAAGAUUCUAAUCAGUGUGAACAAUAUAUAAAAGCUGUACCAAAAGAAGAUCGAAUUGUUUUGAUAGUUAGUGGACAAUUAGGUCGACAAAUAGUGCCUCGUCUUCAUCCAAUUGAACAAGUCUUAUCAAUAUAUGUUUAUUGUUGCAACCAAAAUUCAAAUGAACAAUGGUCUGCUGCAUAUUCAAAAGUAAAAGCUGUAGUUACAAAUUUAAGAGAACUUAUUGCUCGGAUUCAGUUCGAUCAUGAAAAACAACAGCAGGAUAACAUGUAUGAGUCAUUACCAAUUAGUAUUUUUGAUCCGAAGAUUGUUCAUGAAAAACUUACAACUGAUCUUCAAGGUCAUCUUGUGCAUUCACAAUUAUUAAUUAAUUGUCUUCUUCAAGUGAAAUCGGAUGUGAGUGAUAAGAAUGAGCUAAUAUCACUGAGUAAAAAUAUAUACAGAAAGAAUCGAAAUGAAAUGAAAAUUAUCGAGGAGUUUGAGAGAGAUUAUUCACCAGAUCGAGCUAUUUGGUGGUAUACCAGAAACUCAUUUCUUUCUCGAUUAUUGAAUAAAGCUCUUCGAACACAAAAUAUUGAUAUUUUAUUUUUAUUUCAAUUUUUUAUUGUUGAUAUUCGACAACAACUUGAAAAAUAUCGACGUACAGCACCGAUAAUCACUUAUCGAAGUCAAUUUAUGUCAAAUGAUAAAUUUAAAAAGUUAAAAAACUCUGUUGGACAAUUUAUAUCAAUCAAUUCAUUCUUUUCAGCUACUAUGGAUACAAAAAAAGCUCUUUCAUAUCUAUCAAAUUCCGAUGGGUUAGAAAGAGUAUUGUUCAAAAUUGAAGCUGAUUCUAGACUCGGUAGCGAUAAGCCAUUUGCUAAUAUUAAAUCACUUAGUUUUUCUGGAGAAGACGAAAUAUUUUUCACGUUGGGAUCGAUUUUCCAAGUCGUUAAAGUUUUUAUUGAUGAUCAAGAAAUAUGGCAAGUUCAUUUGAAAUUAUAUUCUGAUAAGAGUGAACAAAUUUAUUUAAUUCCUGAUAAAAAUCAACUUCUUUCAUUUGGUCAUGUACUUAUGACAAUGGGCAAAGUGGAUGAAGCAAAGAUAUAUUAUCAACGUUUACAUAAAGGACUACCACCUGGUCAUCCAGAUGAAGCUCGUUGUUAUGAAGCACUUGGAAGUAUAGCUGACGAACAAGGUGAUUAUGAGACUGGUCUUAAGUUAUACGAGCAAUCUCUUCAAAUCAAUAUGAAGAAAUGGGGCAACCAACAUCCAGAUAUUGCAUCGAAUUAUAAUAGUAUUGGAGAAAUUUAUCGAAAGCUAGGUGAUUACGCUAAAGCACGCGAAUAUUAUGACAAAGCAUUGCAAGCUUUUGGAAAAGAUCCAGCAGGUAAAGCGCUUGCAAAACAAGCUGUAUGUUAUAACAAUAUUGGUAUUGUCUAUCAAGAACAAAAGCAAUACAAAGAAGCGCUCGAAUAUUAUCAGAAAGCAUUUGAAAUACGUCAAAAAUAUUUUCCAUCUGAUGAAACAUCUUUAGGCAUGUCGUAUAACAACAUUGGCAAUGCUCAUUAUUUACUUAAACUUUAUGAUGAUGCAAUAUUUUAUUAUCAAGAAGCUCUGAAAAUUUAUAAAAAAACUCUUCCUCCACAACAUCCAAAAUUUGCAUCAACUUAUAAUAAUAUAGGUGCCAUCUAUGAUGACCAGGGAAAAUUAGAUGAGGCCUUAUAUCAUUAUAAAGAAGCGCGCCAAAUCUAUUGUAGUAUAAAUCCUCCUACACAUCCAAAUGUAAUCAAAAUAAAAGAAAACAUUGACCGUAUCAAGUUGAAAAUGAAAAAAUAG